This is a messenger RNA of Glarea lozoyensis ATCC 20868, 987 nucleotides long. RefSeq lists its product as uncharacterized. NCBI's taxonomy places the organism in Eukaryota, Fungi, Ascomycota, Leotiomycetes, Helotiales, Helotiaceae. The transcript is spliced from 4 exons. Gene Ontology annotation, biological process: translation. The record is from RefSeq and is a predicted model, not a curated record. Bases 1 to 987 code for a protein of 328 amino acids. Gene Ontology annotation, molecular function: structural constituent of ribosome. Gene Ontology annotation, cellular component: ribosome; mitochondrion.
AUGGCAUCGCCUCUGACGUCUAGAGUACCACAAUGUAUUUCUUGCGUGCGGCGGACGUUGGGGUAUAUGGGAGAGAAAGUUCUUUUUCCAGCACAGCAAAUUCGUGGAAAGAAGAAGCUUAGCAGAACCCCGAACAAGGUCAACGCUCUUUUGUUGAAAGACAUCAAAGGAUUUGGAAAGAAAGGAAACGUUGUAUCAAUCGUCGCUGGUGUGAUGAGAAAUCAAUGGUACCCUCGACGACAAGCUGAGUAUGCUACGGCUGCGAGGAUGAAGGAGCUGGGGCUAAGACAGGAGGAUGUUAUUGAAGGUGGAUUACUACCGGCAAACGAAGAUGCCAUACCAAAUGAAGCUGCAAAGGCGGCAGCGGAUGCUCUACUGUCAGCUGAGGAUGCUCCAAAGCCAGAAGGAUAUGUACCGUUCUUAAGAGCAGAAAAGCCCAGGAAAGCCGAGAAGAUUGUGCCACCUUCCGCUCCAGAAGCAGAGAAAGGGCCAGAAACACCUACCCCUGUUGAAGCUUCCGCAAUUCUAUCUUCUGUCCUGCCAGAACAUCAAGACAUCACAUUCUUACGAACGCCGUUAACGACGGCACCGGCUAUACCAAGGCGCAUGUCGCCGUCACUACCUGCGAAAGCGGCUGUCUCUGUUGCAGCUGGGGGGAAGACCUCGAUUAAGCCACUACAGACGGGCAUAUUUGGCAGCGUUUCAACGACCGACAUUGCGCUACAAGUCAAUUCGUUUUUGGCCAAACACCGUAAAGGCGCAUUAAUAAACGUAUCGCCAGACGAGAUUGCAUUUGUUGACGAGCUAGAGGACGCCACGAGAGUCAAGCACUUGGGAGAUUUCAGAAUUGAUAUCAAACUGCGAGGUGCACCAACUGCGAUUCGACGUACAUCUGUAGAUACAAAGCUCAGAUUAGCGAUAUGGAGGAUUUCUGGUUUUCUAUUCGGCAUACCAAAAGGCAACUUGACAGCCAUAUUCCAGCCAUAG